AUGACUGUCAUUGAGUCGGUCAAGAGCGCCGUGGGCCUCUCGGAGAACUCCGCAACUCGCCAAGAGAUGUCCGAAGCUCGCCUUCCUAUGCAGUACAGAGACUCAUGCGCACACUUGCUGAUCCCGUUGAACCGAUGCCGGCAAGCAGAGUACUACCUUCCUUGGAAGUGUGAGGACGAACGACACUCGUACGAGAAAUGCCAGUACGUCGAAUUCAAGAAGCGUGUGGCUAAGAUGGACGAGCUGCGUGCUGCCAAGGAUGGGGCUCGGAGCAACUAA
Penicillium brevicompactum is the source of this 279-nucleotide messenger RNA. RefSeq names its product NADH dehydrogenase [ubiquinone] 1 beta subcomplex subunit 7. The transcript is spliced from 3 exons. The coding region runs from base 1 to 279 and encodes 92 amino acids. The record is from RefSeq and is a predicted model, not a curated record. Gene Ontology annotation, cellular component: mitochondrion. Lineage: Eukaryota; Fungi; Ascomycota; Eurotiomycetes; Eurotiales; Aspergillaceae.